Molecule: messenger RNA, 588 nt
Organism: Bactrocera neohumeralis
Lineage: Eukaryota; Metazoa; Arthropoda; Insecta; Diptera; Tephritidae
Exons: 1
Coding region: 1-588 (195 amino acids)
Source: RefSeq, a predicted model, not a curated record
AUGAAGAACGCAGAGAAGGCGAGCGCGGAGAAGGAGGGCGGUGCGGCUAGCUUCCACGUCUCGAAGCCGGAGAUGGACCAACUGAAGGCCUACGUAGUGCGGAUCAUGUCCGAGUACAACAUGAAGGAGGACCAAGGCGCGCGGCUGAUCAUUGGCGGCAUCUUCACUCUCCACAGCACGCACGUGUUCACGGGCAUCAAGGUCUACGCCCCCCUUCUGCGACACUUCUCCACGGUCACCGAACUCGUCUGCCAGCAGGAGACCUUUGACGAAAAGGCCCUCUCGGCGUUCCUGCAGCGCGAGGCAAAAAUCCAGACACGGCUGCUGUUGGUCUGCUCCAACGCACUCGGCAAUGGAGAGGCGCCGAAGGAGCGGAUGGCGAUCCUCUGCUUCCUUCUCUUCAUCGAGGGCAUCGUGAAGGACACGAGCCUCUUUGACUGUCUUGCGAUGGAGCAGAAGCUCAGUUCCAAAGGCCCCGCCGUCACCGCACAGCUGCUGGAGGGCCUGAGGACCGUCACGGACUGGCUGCGCGUGAAGGACGACGAGGGAGCGGUGAAGGGUCAGGAGGAGGCGGUGAUGGCCGCGUAA